CCGGCCCCGUGGGCGUGUGAGCUGUCGGUGGAAGAUGAUGGCGGUUGGUUCUCUGGAUGAGGAGAUAAUGCCGCCAGACUUCAUAGAUCACAGCAAGAGGAUGUGCGCCACUUAUUUCUCGUUUGUUCCUCAUCCCCACAAAAAUGGUCCAGACUCUGUACUUCACUUUAAAAUUUUGGUUCCUGGUGCUGCUGCUGGAGCCAUUAUCGGGAAGGGGGGUGAAACGAUUGCACAGCUGCAAAAAGGAGGCUGGAGCAAGAGUGAAGAUGUCUAAGGCCAAUGAUUUCUAUCCAGGUACCACGGAGCGCGUGUGCCUGAUCACGGGCUCGCUGGAGGCCGUGAUGCAGGUGUUGCUGUUCGUCCAGGAGAAGAUCCGGGAAAAGCCGGACCCAAACGGCAAACCAGCCAUCGACUUCGACAACAAAAUGAUGGCCGAACGGGAUAAACAGGUGAAGAUCCUGGUGCCGAACAGCACCGCCGGCAUGGUGAUCGGCAAGGGAGGCAACUACAUCAAGCAGAUCAAGGAGGAGAGCGGUGCCUACGUGCAGAUAUCGCAGAAGGCCAAGGAUCAAACGCUGGCAGAACGCUGCAUCACAGUCAUUGGUGAGCGCGACAACAACAACAAGGCGUGCCUGAUGAUCCUGCAGAAGGUGAGCGAGGACCCUCAGUCGGGCAGCUGUCUCAACGUCAGCUACGCCGAUGUCAGCGGACCCGUGGCCAACUUCAACCCGACCGGCUCGCCAUUCGCAGCCAACAGCGUCGGCUCGCCGGGCGGUGCGACCAACGGCAACGGCGACUACGACGGCUUUGUGACGAACCCGACGGUGCUGGCGAACGGGCUGCACCUGGAGCUGCAUCCGCACCCGCACAGCGCCGGCACCGGACACCGGCUGAGCCCACACACUCUGGACCACAUCCACAACACGCUCAGGAACGGCGGCUACCCGGAGCAGGCGGCGAACGAGGUGACUGCGGCGAUUGACACGCUGGCCACGUACGGCAUCCUGGGCGUGGGCGUGCCGUGCGCGCCGCCCGUCUCCCCCGGCCAGACGUCUCUGCCCGUGUCCGGCAGCUUCCCGCCGCAGGCGGCCAGCACACUGAUGACUCUCAGCGUGUCCACCAGUGAGAGCCUGAGCGGCAGCAGCGGCAGCGGCGGCGGCGGCGGCGGCGGCGCUCUGUUCCGGCCGCUGUCGCCGAUGUCGUCGCUGCAGUCGACCAGCUCGCCACCGCACUCGGCCGACCCGUUCACUUCGCUGGCCGACACCAGCUUCGAGUCGUUCAGGAGCGGGCCGCCGCUGCAGCUGCCCGUCAACAACAACUCGUACGGCCUGGGCACGCCGUCGGGCCUGGCCAGCCUCUCCAAGAGCCCGCCGCCGCUGCUGCCGGCCACGGUCGUGGUGCGGCACGGCCAGACCGCCGACGGCCAGCACAAGGUCGACAUGGAGGUGGGCGAGUACAUCAUCGGCGCCAUCUUGGGACCGGGUGGCCGGAACCUGGUGGAGAUCCAGCACCUGAGCGGCGCCACCAUCCAGAUCUCCAAGAAGGGCAUGUUCCGGCCCGGCACGCGCAACCGGAUCGUGUCACUGGUGGGCUCGGCGCAGGCCAUCAGCACGGCCCAGUACCUGGUAGAGCAGAAGAUCAGCGAGGAGGAGGCCAAGCGCGCCCGCCAGACGACCGUGGUCGGUGCCAUCCACUAACGCUCUCAGUGUCUCCCUCACGUUCAUGUACUCCCGCCGGCCCAGUCCCGACCGCAUGCGGACCGCUCCAGCCUCGCGCCUCAUCUGUAUAGCAAUUAUGAAGUGAUCGAAAUACGAUUAUGUUUAUAUUAUUGUAGAGCGGAGUUGUUUUAUUAUUUUCGGGCGUCGCCGUAGCGCGGCGACGGCCCAGCUGUUGGUGUCGGCGUUCUGUCCUGUAGACUGGGAGUGGGGCGUGGUGUCAUUGCGGACGAGCCCCGUGCCGACCGAUGGGGGCCGCCGGGCGGGGGCGACGCUCAAUGCGCCGAGCCGGGCUCCCCGGGCGGUGUGGAAGGCGGCCCGGCGGCCCGG
Messenger RNA from Pollicipes pollicipes, 2045 nucleotides. RefSeq names its product RNA-binding protein Nova-1. Lineage: Eukaryota; Metazoa; Arthropoda; Thecostraca; Pollicipedomorpha; Pollicipedidae. Bases 144 to 1697 code for a protein of 517 amino acids. Gene Ontology annotation, molecular function: RNA binding. The transcript is spliced from 9 exons. The record is from RefSeq and is a predicted model, not a curated record.